Molecule: messenger RNA, 462 nt
Organism: Didymodactylos carnosus
Lineage: Eukaryota; Metazoa; Rotifera; Eurotatoria; Philodinida; Philodinidae
Source: the annotation of a GenBank genome assembly
AUGCAGGAGUCCUAUAUUACGUUAUUAAAUCACGAUUCGAAUCUGUACAAAGCCGUCGAAAAUAAUAUACGAGAGUUGGGCUCAAAUGAAUUAAAAAAUGGAUUUCAAGAAAGUAAGAAUGCUCUAAAUGAAUUUAUGGAAUAUGAAUUAUCAAAAACACAUAUGAAACAAUUCACUGACUUAGCUUCAACUAAACUUCUGAAAUAUGUUAAAGAAACUUUAGACACGGCAGAUCAUCUGUUACUAUUUGAUUUUAAAGAUCUGUCACUGGAAAAUUAUAAUAAGAAACUGAAAACAAAAAUGUGGGAUCGAACUUAUCCAGAACAACGUUAUCAGCUCACAUAUGACAAGGCUAAUUUAUUGCGAAGGACAAUACUGAUAAUGUAUUGUUCACAAUUUUUUGACGACAGUAAAAAAACAUUUCGUGAUCGUUUUCUUUGCUCAACAAUUGCCUCCGAUUGA